AUGAAAAAAAUCGACCCCUACUCCUUUGACGUGUUCUACUUUCUUACUGUAUCUAGGUUAAAAUCAACCAUUGCAGCAGAGCAUCUUCAUGGAACUUUGAAGCCUCCACUUCUUGGAACUUUGAAACCGCUUUGUAGAAUAGAGUUUGAGCUUCUUCACUUGUUACGGUUUCUUCGAGAGCUUCAAAACCCAAUUCCAUUCCGACAUUUACGACUCAUCAACCAUGCCAUAAUGAAGGAGAUAUCCUCGUCAAUCGAAGCUACUAGUUCAGCGACCCCUAAUCGACACCUCCACCUUCUCUUCUCUCCUCCUCCCCUAGAUUUUCUCUCGUCUCUAUCCACCACCAUAUGA
Lactuca saligna is the source of this 351-nucleotide messenger RNA. The record is from the annotation of a GenBank genome assembly. Lineage: Eukaryota; Viridiplantae; Streptophyta; Magnoliopsida; Asterales; Asteraceae.